GAGCAGCGUUGUCACCAACGUCUGCUUCUGCAGGGAAGUCAUCCUGACCGAGGAGGAUUUGAAACAAUCACCCUCUCCACCCAAAUCUCCUCGCUUCCGAAACAUGCUUUCCCGUUUUGCCCGCCGUAGGAGGUCGUCGUGUUAGAGGCCGACUCCGGUCGAUCCUUCGAUCCUCGUCCGGGACGUGCCGCUCGUCGUCGAACACGUCGAUGUGCCGUUCCUUUCCAAAGGACCGGCACCUGCUGUCCCGACAGCGGCUAGGCGGAGUCGGCGUAACUCGCUGUUCAUCACGAGCGCGGCCAAAUCCGACGCUGUGUGCGAAGGAUGGUGACCCGGAACUAGUUAGCCUGCAGUAUCUGCUUUUCAUAUAAAUCCCACACAAAUGCUUUUGCAUCACCACGACCUUUGUGAGGCAUGGUUUGCUUCACCCUGAUUCAGUUUCACUUUGCUCUUCUC
Mycena citricolor is the source of this 456-nucleotide messenger RNA. The record is from the annotation of a GenBank genome assembly. NCBI's taxonomy places the organism in Eukaryota, Fungi, Basidiomycota, Agaricomycetes, Agaricales, Mycenaceae.